Messenger RNA from Thrips palmi, 390 nucleotides. Its product is annotated as histidine triad nucleotide-binding protein 1-like. Gene Ontology annotation, molecular function: hydrolase activity. Lineage: Eukaryota; Metazoa; Arthropoda; Insecta; Thysanoptera; Thripidae. Gene Ontology annotation, biological process: purine ribonucleotide catabolic process. Gene Ontology annotation, cellular component: cytoplasm; nucleus. The record is from RefSeq and is a predicted model, not a curated record. The transcript has 3 exons. Bases 1 to 390 code for a protein of 129 amino acids.
AUGUGCUUUAGAUUUAUGGCGAACGGCUCGCAGCAGAGAAACUUGUGUGGUGGUGACACCGUUUUCGGUGAAAUUAUUCGAAAAGAAGCUCCGGCUGACAUCCUGUAUGAAGACGAAGAGUGCAUGGCCUUCAAUGAUAUUGCACCUCAAGCCCCGGUGCACUUCUUAGUUAUACCUAAGAAGCCAAUUCCUUCCCUUUCUGCAGCGGAGGACAGCGAUGAAAGGUUGUUGGGACAUCUUAUGAUCAUUGCGAGACGCCUUGCACGCCAGAUGGGUCUAGCUCAGGGCUACAGAAUUGUUGUAAAUAACGGGCCUCAGGCGUGCCAAAGUAUAUACCACCUCCAUCUCCAUGUUGUUGGUGGUCGUCAACUUAGGUGGCCACCAUAUUAA